Messenger RNA from Anopheles marshallii, 2169 nucleotides. RefSeq lists its product as uncharacterized. The transcript has 3 exons. NCBI's taxonomy places the organism in Eukaryota, Metazoa, Arthropoda, Insecta, Diptera, Culicidae. The record is from RefSeq and is a predicted model, not a curated record. Bases 1 to 2169 code for a protein of 722 amino acids.
AUGAGAACAAAAUUUACCUGCAACGAUAAUUCCCAUGCCAAGCAUGAUCGUCUGUUGGCGGUUUGGAAGCUUUGCGAAAAAGUACGCCUGCGGCUCGAACCCAUCGCAGAGAAGCUACGGUUACAGUUCCAACUGGAAGAUGUCUGCCAUUCCGGAACCAUACCGGUAUGCCAGUUCGCUAACAUACUGCGUUGUCAGCUUGGAGAGACCAUAAGCAAGGAAGAAAUCUGUGAAGUUGCCGAAUACUUUAGCGCAACUGCAGGCCGUACAUCGUACGAUCAAUUUUGUGACAUCCUGUUUGGUGAAGCGGUUAAGAUCAACUCUGGAAACUCUGGAGAUCGUCAGUCCGUGUAUGAGCAUCGUAAGCUGUUCCUGAUGCUGAUGUCCAUCGCAAAAGCGUUGCGUUUCCGGGAACAGGUUUUAACGCCCUACUUUGAAGAUUAUUCGUUGAGCACAAAUUCUGAAUCAUUCUGUACGAUACGCUAUGCCACGCGUGUUCUCUAUUUCUUGGGAGUGACACUGGCAAAGUCUGAUGCCGUACUACUUGUCAAGCGGUUUUCUACCGAUGGGCAUAAUUUCCACUACAAGGCAUUCAUCGAUGAGAUUCAUCAACUGUUUCGAUAUUUGGAUGCGCACGAUGGUGCACUCGAUCGCGAAAAGGAUGACGCGGCAGUACCUCGCAAAGUUAUACACACCGAACUACCUAAGGUGGACCGUACGGAAAUUGGUUCAGUUUCUUUAGAACAUUUGCUUGGUAAGCGUGUUGCUUUCCAUCCAUGCUUGCAACCAGCACGCAAAGACUUCGAAAUAGAAGAACUACUGUUGCGUGUACAGCGCCACAUUUGGAAUGGCACGAUCAACAUGAAGGACUUUUUUCAACAGUACGAUCUGCUGCGAUGUGGAUGGCUAGCUAAGAGUACUUUCAUCCGAUGUCUGGAUCUGAUAGGACUAUCGUCACUCGAUCGGUUACCAUUGCAUGAGAGGGAAAUUAAACAGCUCUGUGAACGGUACGCAGAUCCGAAAGAUCCGUGUAAAAUCCAUUGGACAGCGUUUGUGCAUGAAAUUAAUCGAGUAUUUACCGAGCCACAUCUAGACAAGGGCACAUUCAUACCGGUCGAAAGUCCACCCCAGCCGGUGAAGGAUUUACCACGGGCUGGGAAACACCCGCUCGCUUUGGAUGAGCUUAACGAUGCCCAGAGGCUUGUAAUGAAAAUGAAAGACAAAAUUGCCUGCCAGCGAGUGCUAAUCGAGCCCACGUUCAAAGAUUUUGAUAAACAUCGCAAUGGACACGUAAGUUGCAGCCAAGCUCGUGAAGUCUUUUCGAUUUGCGCUGUACACCUAAAGGAGCGGGAAGCAUUCCUGCUGGACAGGCUCUACAGUGAUGUGCUGGGCUUUGAUUAUCAUCAGUUCUUAAAAGACAUUGGUGUGACCAAAGCUGAAGGUUCGGACGACAUGCUAGCAUACCGGAAGGUUAUCGAAAGUAUCAACAGAGAAGUGGCGCAACCGUCGAAACCAAUGCCUUGGGAAAGAGAUAUCGUACGGGUGUUGGCCAAGGUGAAAGCUCAAGCUGUUCGUCGUCGGUUACGUCUGAUAGAUUUUAUGCAGGGAUUUGACCCGUUGAACCACCAUCGUAUCAGUGAUGCUCAAUUUUGUCGAGGGCUUGCAACUGCCAGCGUUCAGUUAACUGCGAAUGAGAUGCAACUGCUCUGCGAGUAUUUCCGCACGCCUACAUGUCCAACGGUGGACUAUAAACGGUUCUGUGAUACUAUUGCCGAAGUAGACUAUCACCCGAACCUCGAGAAGGCUCCAUUGUUGGUACCGUGUAGCCAUUUCCCGGCCGAUGAACAACCGGUCAAUUUCUUAAAUUUCAAUGAGCGAACCAUCGUUUCCAAGGUGCUUCAAAAACUGGCCCGACAUGCGGACAUUGUAUCGAACUUGGGAUCACUGUUAAAAGAUUUCGAUACUCAAAACGUUGGUCAUGUGGCACGAAACCAGUUGCUGCGAGCGCUUGCGACACGUGAUUUGCAUACGCGAAUCUCAACCCGUGAGUUCGAAAUUCUUUGCAAAUAUUUUGCUGUUGAAGUUGGAUUUCGACAGGAGGUAAACUACCGUGCGUUCCUGGAAGGCUUGGAUUAUUUAUACAAGAAUCGAGAGGUUCAUCCGUUUUGA